AACCUUCUUCCAUAAAUCAAUCUCAGGGUUCUUGUGAAUUGGCCCAGAGCUCCCAGAGAAGGAUGUUCGACAGAGAGCGAACAGAACCUCCAGAAAAUCAGAUGCAGAGGUAUCUAGUGUCAGCAGGUCAUACAAAGUGGCUUAGUUCUGAAUGUAGCCUACACAAUUCAAGCACAUGUUUGCGUAAUGUGUUCUCGGCUUGGCACUGUGAGUGCCUGUGGGUUUUCUGGCUUCUGCUGUUGGUGACUUUUUUGUCAGUAGGCAGGAAAUGUGUGAGCUUGUGUGAGAAUAAUUUCACAACUUGCUGACCACACAAGCAGUUAAGAAAAGAAUGCAGUAGCUGUGCUAUACUGCAAAGAAAUUGCCAGGGUUUUUUUUCCGCCCUUUUGACCACUGAAGUUGUAGCACUAAACUUCUUCUUGAAUCAUGCAGGCAAACAGCGGGGUCACAUUGAUCUUGCUGAGUCUAAUGGCCAGAUUGGGGAGCCCAAAGGCUGUACUGACUCUGCAGCCUAACUGGCCCCUGUUCUUCACUGGAGAGACUGUUGGUUUCAGGUGUUUGGGACAGCCAUUCAAACAUUAUGGAUUCAUAUGGUACAGAAAUGAAUCAAAUAUUAUGGUGACAAAGCACACAUCCUAUGAAAACACCUACAUCAUCUCACCUGUUACUGAAGCCCACAGUGGUAUAUACAGGUGCGCUGAUUUUGGCUCCUAUAGUGAUCAUGUCGGACUGAACGUGUCAGCACUGCCUAAAGCCAAGCUGACUGCAGAGCCAAAAUGGCGCCCACUGUACAAUGGAGAGACCGUCACCCUGAGGUGUGAGGUAGACUCUUACAGCAACUGGACAUAUUCCUGGUACAAAGACCAGACCCAGAUGGCCGUGUCCCAGACUGCUGGUCACAGUGUAACUGGUAACAGACUCAACAUCCCUGGUGCUGCUGGGUCUGACCGGGGGCAGUACUGGUGUGAGGGGAGGCUGGAGGGGAGAAAUGUGACAUCACAGCGCAGCGACUCCAUCACUCUGACUGUAGGUGAGUCUCAGGGUAGACUGGUGUUCGGUCUGGGAGCUGCUCCUCUGCUGCUGGCCUCCAUUAUACUGUGUGUGAAAUGGUGCAGGAAACCAGGGUCGUCUAAUGAGGCAGCUGUCAAAUACACUGAAGAGAAUGUGGAAGUUGACUUAUAAAACCUUCACACAGAAGCUGGAUCAGUGUGCUCAUGUCGAAUGAAGAACGUUUGAGAGCUCAGGAUUAUUUUUCAUUGUGAUGUUUCCCAGCUUGCAGGGAAAUCCUGAUUGGGGGUACAGUCAUGGGGACACUCAGUGAGUUUUGGGAAUGAGAACAGGAAGUUGUUGUGCCUCUAGAGUGCAGGAUCUGUGUAAUAUUUAUCUGCAGUUGUGAUUCGCGAGCGCUGCACAUGACAUCUUUGUCUAAGUUAGUCAGCUUUGAUCGCUGUGUGUUUGUUUCAGGUCCUACGUUGAACUUUAUAUAUGAUGCAGAAAACUCGCGAAAGACGUACAUACAGCUUAAACAGCUGAGACUCUGCAACAUGUUCAAAAUGCAUUUCAUGUGUCUGCGUGUAUUAGUAUUAAAUUAAAUGGACUUUAAAGUGUG
Messenger RNA from Anguilla anguilla (European eel), 1609 nucleotides. RefSeq names its product low affinity immunoglobulin gamma Fc region receptor III-like. Lineage: Eukaryota; Metazoa; Chordata; Actinopteri; Anguilliformes; Anguillidae. Bases 427 to 1182 code for a protein of 251 amino acids. The record is from RefSeq and is a predicted model, not a curated record. Gene Ontology annotation, molecular function: transmembrane signaling receptor activity. Gene Ontology annotation, biological process: cell surface receptor signaling pathway. The transcript is spliced from 6 exons.